Apis cerana (Asiatic honeybee) is the source of this 1606-nucleotide messenger RNA. RefSeq names its product aquaporin AQPAe.a. Gene Ontology annotation, biological process: transmembrane transport. The record is from RefSeq and is a predicted model, not a curated record. Lineage: Eukaryota; Metazoa; Arthropoda; Insecta; Hymenoptera; Apidae. Gene Ontology annotation, molecular function: channel activity. Gene Ontology annotation, cellular component: plasma membrane.
AAACAUAAAAUUUCUUGUUUAAUCUUCUUCAACUGCAAUUUUCAAUCAAGCACUGAUUCGAAGAAUGCAAUUAUCAUUGACACUCAUUGAUAAGACAAUUUCUUUUCAACUGUAUUGCGAAAGCAUGAUAGCCACCGAUGAUUAUUGUCGUAAUUCGAGUAUUGAUUACAGUACGGUUACGGUAGCUCUCUGGUGUACCAUGGAGAACGACAAAAAAUCAGCAUGGACGAUAGAAAAGGGCACAAUGACUAUGUUUAUAGCUGAGGUGGUAGGCACUGGGAUUCUUCUAUUCAUUGGUUGUAUGGGUUCUAUUGGGACGAUGGGGGCGACAUUACCGUCGCCAUUACAAUCGUCCAUGGCGUUUGGUAUGACUGUCAAUCUUCUAAUUAUGAUGUUGGGACAUAUAAGUGGUGCACAUUUAAAUCCCGCUGUCACGAUAGGAGCGGUUAUUCUAGGAAUUAAAACUAUCCCUACAGGAAUCCUUUACGCAAUUGCGCAAUUCAUUGGAGCAACUAUUGGAUAUGGACUAUUAAUGACGAUAACUCCAUCUGAAUUGUUCAAUGAUGGACGUUCAAACGAGACAAUUGGGCAUUGCGUAACAGUUGUGCAUCCUGGAAUCAGUAUCACGCAGGCUAUUUUAAUCGAAAUUCUUUGCACAUCCUUUAUACUUUGCGCAGCAUGCGCCACUUGGGACCCAAGAUGUGCCAAAACCACAGAUUCUACAGCGAUCAGAUUCGGUUUCUCCGUUGUUGGAGUUUCACUUGCAGCGAGUCCUUAUACCGGUUGUAGUAUGAAUCCUGCGCGUACUUUCGGUCCAGCUUUUUGGAACGGGAAUUGGACAAAUCAAUGGAUUUACUGGUUCGGGCCGUGUGCUGGAGCCUUUCUUGGAACAUAUAUUUAUGUAUAUCUUUUUGCGGAGAAGAAAAAGAACAGACAUGACGAUUGUGUCAGAUUUACGGAAUUAAAACCAAUUAAUGAUGACACAAAUUAUAAUGAAAAAAGACAUGAAAAAGAGGAAAAUCUCGAAGAAAAUUUAAAUACAGAAGCUGUUUAAUGAUCGUUAAGCACUGCGACGCCACAUGCCUAUAUAAGAGGAUCACCCGGCGUGGCUCAACGCAUUUGUAAAUCAGUUUCCAGAGCAGUCAGAAGUGGCGUUCAAAGUGUGCAGAAGUGUGAAAAUUUCUUCCUCCACUAUGUUUAUAGUUAAUUCAUCAUUUCUUGUAAGUUGUUUGUUUUAUAAUAUAUUUCAAAUUUUUAUUUAAUCAUGUUGAUUUGAAUGAUCUUACUAACCUAAUCUCCAAUAUUUUUUUUUUAUGUAUGUUAUUUAUAAGAUUUAUAAGAUUUAUUUAUAAGAUUUAUAUUCAUCAUUUUAUAUUUCUAAGAAUGACAUAUAUAUAUGCUUUAAUUACUUUAGUCUCACAGAAUCUUUAUGUCUAACUACGUAGUUAUUGCUUUCAAACCUAACCUCAAAAAAAACUGUAUGAUAUUUCAAUUCUAUACCAAAAAUAUUUUAACAUGACUAUUUUUUUUGUGUUAUACCAUAUAUUUUUUAGGCCAGCUUUUCAAUCGAAAAAAAAAAUUAUUAUUAAAUUAUUUGGACAAGUUU